Messenger RNA from Lathyrus sativus (Indian pea), 1035 nucleotides. Lineage: Eukaryota; Viridiplantae; Streptophyta; Magnoliopsida; Fabales; Fabaceae. The record is from the annotation of a GenBank genome assembly.
AUGGCACAAGUGAGCAACAAACAGAUUCUAGCUUCACGUUACAUAACCGGCAAUCCAAAACAAGCAGACAUGUAUUUGAAAAACUCUACCAUUACCUUACAACUUCCUUUAGAUGCUACUUCAGAAUCUGUGUUGGUUAAGAAUCUGGUUUUAUCUUGUGAUCCUUACAUGAGAGGAACCAAAAGAACAGACAGAAAUAGCCUCUUUAAUUCCUUCUCUCCUGAUUCACCAAUUGUUGGAUAUGGAGUAUGCAAAGUGUUGGAUUCUAAACAUCCAGAUUUCAAAAAAGGAGACUUAGUUUGGGGAAUCACCAAAUGGGAAGAGUAUAGCAUCAUUACAAAAACGGAUAGUUUUAUCAAAAUUGAGCAUACUGAUGUACCUCUUUCCUAUUAUAAUGGAUUACUUGGCAUGCCUGGUAUGACUGCGUAUGCAGGUUUCUAUGAAGUUGGUUUCCCUAAGAAAGGAGAUUAUGUUUUUAUCUCUUCAGCAUUUGGUGCUGUUGGUCAGCUUGUUGGUCAAUUAGCAAAAUUGUUGGGCUGUUAUGUUGUUGGAAGUGCUGGAAGUAAAUAUAAGGUUGACAUUUUGAAGAGCAAGUUUGGGUUUGAUGAGGCUUUUAAUUACAAGGAGGAACAAGACCUAGAUGCAACAUUGAAGAGGUACUUUCCUAAUGGGAUUGACAUAUAUUUUGACAAUGUUGGUGGAGACAUGCUUGAGGCAGCACUUGUUAACAUGAGACGGCUCGGUCGAAUUGUGGUGGCCGGAAUGAUCUCGCAGUAUGAACUUGAUGAGCCUCAAGGCAUUAAAAACUUGGUCAACAUUGUAUAUAAGCAGAUUAAAGUAGAUGCAUUCACAGUAUAUGAUUACUAUCAUUUAUAUCCAAAGUUUUUGGACACAAUGUUGCCUUAUGUUAGAGAAGGGAAGGUAACAUAUGUGGAAGAUAUAGCUAAUGGCAUUGAGAGUGGACCAGCUGCAUUAGAAGCAAUGUUCAUUGGCAAGAGCAGUGGCAAACAAGUGAUUAUACUUGCUAAUGAAUAA